CUGAAAAAUCAAAAGCCUUAGAAGUUUUCAAGAUUUAUACUAUGGAAGAUACACACAAACUGUGGCAGAUACCCUAGGCCUUUUGCUUUAUUUUUACAAGAACAUGGAAUUGUAGCUCAAUAUACCAUCCCUGGUACACCGGAGCAAAAUGAAGUGGCUUAGAGAAGAAUUAGAACCCUAAUGGACAUGGUAAGGAGUAUGAUUAUAGGACCAAUCUACCAGUUGUUUAUGGAGUUAGAGAUGGACGAUCAUGUAAGCACAAGAACUGACAAUUUUAUAUUUGAAGAAGAUGGUCAAAUGGGGAAUGAUUUAAACAUUCACUGACUGCAGCAGCUUUGGUUCAACUUCCAAAUCAAAUGGAAGAAAUUAAGUGGAGGUAAUGAUGAUUGUAAUUUUGGGCAUGGCACUGAAACUAAUGAAUUAUUGCAUGGUGAGCAGCAAACUAAUGUGUUGUUGCAUGGUGAGCAACAAAAUGAUGAUCAUGGAGAUUACGUGGAGGUGGCAGCUCCAAGUGGCAAUAACCACCGACUGGAGUAUGGCACUGAAAUUGGGGUGUUGUUGAAUGAUGAACAACAUGCAGGAAAUCAGGAAGCACACGUGGAGGAAGCACUGACAAUGGAAGCAACCACCGACUAAACUCACCAGUUUUGGCAGUAGAUGCUGCUCCACUGCUUUUGAGGAAAUCAAAUAGGGUAAGAAAGUCAACAAUCUCAUCAGAUUUUGUGUAUUUGGCAAGGCCAGAUUUUAAUUUAUCAGAGUUCGAAGAUCCUGGGACUUUCAAACAAGCCAUCUCGAGUCCAAAAGCAAGCAAACAAUUAGAAGCUAUGAAGUCUGAAUGUCAUCAAUGGAAGAAAAAAAAAAGUAUGGGAACUAGUAGAACCAAGAGAAGGCAUGAAACCGAAAGGUCUUAAACGGGUGUUUAAGACCAAGAAAGACUCAAAGGGAAAUAUAAAGAGACAUAAGGUCAGAUUGAUGGCCAAGGGAUUCAUUCAAAGAGAAGGUACCAAUUAUAAAGAAACUUCUAGUCCAGUACCAACAAAAGAUGCAUUCAGAGUAAUCAUGGCGAUGGUGGCACAUUUUGACUUGUUUUGCAUCAAAUGGAUGUAAAAACGACUUUCUUAAAUGGUGAUUUGGAGGAAAGUAUAUAUAUAUAUAUAUACACACACGACAACCAGAGAGUUUGAAGGAGAAAGGGAGAGAGCAAUUAGAUUGAAAAAAAAAAAAAAAAAAAACCAAUCUAUGGUUUAAAACAGGCGUCGAGACAGUGGUAUUUAAAGUUCCAUCGUGUUGUUAAGGAUCAUGGCCUUGUGGAAAACCCUUAUGAUGCCUACAUUUACUUGGAAGUCAGUGGGCGCAACUUCAUUAUUCUGGUACUCAAUGUUUAUGACAUAUUGUUGGCAACAAAUAGUUUGAUUUUCUUAGAUGAUACCAAGUCUUUCAUGUUUGAGAUGAAAGAUUUAGGUGAUCGGCAUCGAGAUUAAAAGAGAAAGAAGAAAAAAAAAAGAAAAAAGAAGGGAUUGUUAGGGUUGUCAAAAAGAAGUUACAUUGAGAAAGUUUUAAAUAGAUUCAACAUGUCAGCAUGCGGCACAACUGAAAUGCCUAUAUCGAAGAGUGCUAAGCUAAGCAAGGAGCAAUGUCUUAGAAAUAAUUUGGAAAAGGAAAUGAUGAAGGAUAGUCAUUACGCCUCAUUAGUAAGGAGCUUAAUGAAUGCUCAGGUUUGUACUAAGCCAAACCUAUCUUUUACCAUUAGGUUUUUAGGGAGAUUCCAUUCUGAUGCAGGAGAAGCACAUUGGAAUGCUAGGAAAAGAGUUCUAAGGUACCUGUAGAAAACUAAGUCUCAUAUGCUGGUUUAUAAGAAGACUGAAAACUUGGUCUUAGAAGGAUACAAAUGACGCAGACUUCCCUGAUUACCCAGAUGAUUUGAAAUCAACUUCAAGCUAUGCGUUUAUGAUGGCUAAUGGAGCUGUUUCUUAAAGGAGUGCCAAGCAAGACCUCAUUGCAUUCUUCGAGGUUGAGUACUUGUCUUGCUGUGAAAUUGUGAAUUAGGUAGUUUGGUUCAAGAAUUUUAUCAUUGGUCUUCGUAUUGUUGACUCAAUCUCAAGACUCAUUCAGCUUUACUGUGAUAAUAGUGCAAUGAUUUUCUUCACAAAGAACAAUAAGAGAUACAAUACUACAAGGAACCCGGAGAUUAAGUUUUUUGUUGCUCGUGAAAAGGUGAUGAUUGGUUUGGUUAAAAUUAAUUAUUUGGGGACAGGUUCUAUGAUAGCAUAUCCGUUGAACAAGGCCAUUGCAAAGGCAAUAUUCAAGAAACAUACAAGGAAGAUGGAAGUGCUGGAAGUUUUUGGUACUGCAGAACAGUGGGAGUUUAGAUCAUGUUUAAGACAUUUGUUCUUGGACAUUGGUUGAUUCAGGUAUUUUUGGAAUAUGCAUUAAAGUAUUUAUGUUAAGAUCAUCUUAACUAAUAAAGUAAUACGCUGCUAGUUGCAAAGGUUUCCCAUAAAUUGCAGUGUUAUAGUUAUGAUACAGAUACAUUAUGAAAGUGUAUUUUGGAUGACAAUUUGUUUGAAUUGUUGUAACAAAAAAAAGCAACUUAAGGGUCUCAGUACGAGACAAUAAAGUGGACUAGUUUACUGGUCUUGAGGGAGGACCAUAAUGCAAGUGCAUUAAAGAAGCAUUCAUAUUUGCAUCUUGUAUUAUUUUUCAUGUCUUGAUGGAGUUUCAUGUGUUUGAUGGUUUCAUGACAGUAAUUUUGGGGAUAAUGUUUAUAUAUUGGAGCAUGACUUCCUUUUAGUUCUUCAUGAAUACUAACUUAUGACAGAAACUUGUUAUCAGGGUUUUGUUAAUCUUAUUCUCAUGGCCAUUCAAGUAUGAUUUCUUAUUAGGUGGUACUGUGAUAAACAAGUGUUGGCUCUAGUGGGAGAAUGUAAGCUUUGUUAGAGCUGCUCACUUGUUUGACACGUGCUUAAGGGUUUGAGAUCAUAAGAGAUUAGGAUUGACUAUACUUGUAAGCUAUCAAGGAAUUUAUGUGGACUGAUAUAUAGCUAAAGUAAUUCUGAUAUAAGUAGAUAUAUCUAUACUGAUAUGAAUAGUAUGGUUUUGUGGUGAUAAGGGUUAUCGGUUUGAUAGUUUGAUAAGGAUUACAUGAUGGGAAGUAUCCUUAUCAAACAUCACCAUUUAGGAUAUAUAAUAGGGGUCCCCUGCUCUCACACGAAUUACGCACAAAAAGAUAUCAAGCCCCAUUGAUUGUAGCAGUGCAUUCGGUCUGUGUUGAGAGUAGAAGAAUCCUUAGUUCAUUGCAGCAAUAGCGUCAAAGGUUAGUGGUUAAUUUUUGGUAUUGUGAUUUACUUAUUCCGCAUUUAUUAAUCUUACAGUACCUACAUGAAGAUUCCCGACUUAGAAUUAUACAUCGUGAUCUCAAAGCUAGCAAUAUAUUGUUAGAUGGGGAGAUGCAUCAAAAAAUAUCUGAUUUUGGCAUGGCCAGGAUAUUUGGGGUUGAUCAAACUCAAGCAAACACGAAUAGAAUUGCCGGAACAUUUGGUUAUAUGUCUCCCGAGUACGUAAGGCACGGAUGUUUUUCUGUCAAGUCCGAUCUAUAUAGUUUCGGUGUUUUAGUGCUAGAAAUCAUCAGUGGCAAGAAGAACAGUACAUUCUUUCAGACCGAUGUAGCUGAGGACCUCAUGAGCCAUUUAUGGAGAGAUGGGGCACCUUUGGAAUUGUUGGAUCCGUGUCUAAGAGAUUCUUAUUCGAGGACUGAAGUAAUCAGAUGCAUCCACAUCGGCUUACUUUGUGUUCAGGAAGAUCCAGCUGACAGGCCGACAAUGCAAUCGGUAGUUCUCAUGCUCAGUAGCUACUCUCUUACUCUGCCAUCACCUCAACAACCGGCAUUUUUCCUCCAAAGCAGAGCAAUGGGAAACAUGUCAGGGGCAACACUGGACUCCGCUCAAUCAUCUCCAUCCGUUUAUGAAGGAUCUAACACUGAAGUAUACCCUAGAUAGGGUGAAUAGAUAAGCUGUUACUGCUACGUAUUGUAAUAUCCGCUUAUAUAUACAAUCGUCUCUAGACAAUAACAAAAUCUACCGAUAUGGUAUCAUCCGUCCUUAGAAGGAUGAACGUUCUGCACAUACAAGUUUUAGGCGCAAUUUCUGUUUGUUUAUAUGAUGUGAAUCGCAUAAAAUUCUACUAGUGCUCGGACUCGACAUCUGUUUAUAUUUAUUUGUUAGAAAACAUGAAACUUGAAUUU
Messenger RNA from Malus domestica (apple), 4240 nucleotides. RefSeq names its product cysteine-rich receptor-like protein kinase 10. Gene Ontology annotation, biological process: defense response to bacterium; protein phosphorylation. Gene Ontology annotation, molecular function: ATP binding; protein serine/threonine kinase activity. The record is from RefSeq and is a predicted model, not a curated record. Gene Ontology annotation, cellular component: plasma membrane. Lineage: Eukaryota; Viridiplantae; Streptophyta; Magnoliopsida; Rosales; Rosaceae.